AGGUACACACGUGGCAGUGUGAUUUGCUGCCUUCCUCCCCUUCACCGGCAUCUGGCAUUUCUCCCCAUGCUAUCCCUGCCCAGGAACCGGCGAUUUAGGGAGGACCCCGGCUGUAGGGAGGAACCGGAGGUGGCUCCGUCUCCGCGGACUCCCGGAAGGUGGUGCCGCCCCCGCUGCCCGCUUCUUCCCCGCCCCUUCCGUUCCCCGGGCGCGUGCGCCCUUUUAUUCGGCUCUUCUAGGUUUCCGGGGGUCCUGUCCCUUCCAGCCGGGGCGGGAGCGGACGACCACACGCCUAGGGGUAGCCCGACUAUGCGUUGGGGGCUGCGCCCUCGCAGGCCUGGGGCGGCGGCCUUGGCCACGGCCCGAAGUUUGUGGGGGACGCCUCGCUUUCCCUGCCGCCUGGGAUGGCUAUCGGCGACGAAAAGGCUUCUGGAGCAGUCGGUCUCCGGGGCCAGUAACCACCAGCCGAACUCGAAUGGCGGCAGAUACCGGGACACGGUGCUGCUGCCGCAGACCACCUUCCCCAUGAAGCUGCUGGGCCGCCAGCUGCCGGACACGGAACUGGAGAUCCAGCAGAAAUGUGGAUUUUCAGAACUUUAUUCAUGACAAAGAGAAAGAAAAGUAAAGACAGAAUUUUGCCUUCCUGAUGGACCUCCUUCUGCAAAUGGUGACCCUCAUAUUGGACAUGCUUUAAAUAAGGGGAAACAGCAAGAAAUCCUCCUCCAUGCUGCAGCCUAAAAGAAGGCAGGAAGGAAUAUGUGGGCCUCCCUGUGUUGUCCCUCCUUUAGGCACACUGGAAACUCAACAGCUUUACAAGUAAGAUACAAGGCACCUCAGCAAACCCUGCUCCGCCUGCUUCUCCAGCCCAAUUCUACAAGGCCAUAAGUAUCUCACCUUCCAUUGCUUCACCCAAGCCUUCCUCUAGAGGUGGUGCCAUCACCAGUAUGGCUGUCUCCUCUGCUGUGGAGUGCUUGUAUCUGACAAAAUAGAUGAGGUCUUGAACGUCGUCAAGCACUGCAGCCUCUUCGAAUAUGUUAUUUUCCUUCAUCCCCAGAUCUCUAUAUUCAGCCACAUGAAUAUCGAGCAUUUUUUCUGCUAUGCUCAGAAUUUGUGACUCAGAAGCACGGAAGACCUUAUCUAGGACCUUUUCCACAUUAUAGGGCAGGCUCUCCUGCUGUGCUGACUUCAGUUUUGAUGACAUUUCUUGUAGCAAGGAUUCCAGCUCAUGGACAUUAAAGUACUUAUGGAACCGCUGCAAAGACUGCCCUUUAAAGAAGCUGCUUAUGAUGGGCAAGUCCUCCCUCUUGUCACUAUACUCUGGCUUUACAGUUGUACGGGGAGUCCAACGGAACAAGUCAUCUUCGAGAUCUGUGGCAGCAGACCCCUGGCUUUCUGUGCCCAUGUGUUUGUCUGCGGCCUCAUGGUCCUCCUUUGAGAGUUCUCCCUCAGGCUUCUCUGCAAGCCAUGAGGUCUUCAGAUGUUCCUCAGGGUUGUUGUUCUUCAGAUAGUCAGAAUCUUUAUUCUGAAACACUUCACCUAACUCUGGAGUCUGAGUCUUUAUGCGGUCAGAAAAGUCGCUUCCUUCAGAUGGUCUGUGUGCUUUCUCGUCUGCGGGAGGGCGUUCUGUUUCCACCUUUGUAUAUGGUUCCCUGCCUCCUGUGUUGACUCCUUUGGCUGCAGUCUCACGCUUUUCUUCACUAUCCAACAUCUUACUAGUUUCUUGCUUGCUUUCUUCAAUUUCUGGAUCAGGAUUAGUGGUCCCCAAAACUGCUCUUUCAGGGACUUGUAGAUUAACAUCAAACUGCCUGCCCUGAAUUCCAGGGUCUUCUUCUUUAGACCGUUUUGCACUUACAGCAUUUUCAUCCUCCAGUAGUUCUUCAGGGGGAUACUCAUCCUCUACUGCUUCUGAAAGGAAAGCUGGUUCUCCUGUGCUGUCAGAUUGGUAUGUCUGUCCUGCUUCUUGUGUGCCCUGCAUUGCCUCGUGAUGAAAAACCUCCUCAUCCGAGGAGUCCUCUUUGGCCCUGCCCUCGGAGAGCCUUAUCUUCUCACUUAGUUGCUUAUUGACUGUGGCAGCCACAUCUCUUUCUUGUUGCCAAGAAAGAUUUCUUCCCAGGAUGGGAAGCUUUUCUUCCAGUUCUCUGGGCAAACCAGUCUCAUCUGGAGAGGAGAAUCUAGGUUGGUUCUGAGUUUUAAGCACUAGUUCCUCUUUAAAUUCCUCACGUUGAUGCUCCACUGGAAGCGUGUGUGGUUUGGCUCCAUUUACUGAAGCGUCUCCCUCCACCCGGUCUCUGGAUGCAUUAGGGUGGUUAUCUCCCAUGACUGGUGCAGUACCCAAGGAUUCCUGUUGAAUCUUUCUGUCAUUCAUUUCAUUCCCUGCAGCUUUCUGUGCAGAUUCACUCUCUGAGCCACCUUCCAAAAUCUGCUCUCCAGGCUUUUCUUCGUGGGGAAUUCCUUUUGAGAUAUAAAUAACUGCUCAUUUUAGGUCAUUUUCUUUAUCGUCGAAGGCUGAUUUUAAUGCAUCUUUGCCCUUUUCAUCAGCCAGCAUAGAGCUGAGGUUAUUGCUGUGAGUAGACCUGUACACAGUCAUCCCUUCUUGCUUUUCAUCCUUGAAUUCAGUCUCAUCUUGGACCAGGCCCUUCUUGGAUUCCUGAGCUUCCCACCCUUUUUUUUAAAUUUGAAGUUCUGUGUUUACUUCUGGGCCUUGGUCAUUACUUGUUUUAGGGAUGUCUACAAUCAAAAGACCAUCAUGUACAUUGUCUGGGUCACUAUAAUCUGUUGCUGACUGUGGUUUCCCCUGUUUGCUAUCUGGGACUAACGGAUCAUCAUCUUUUUCUUCCUCUGAAUUAGAGCUCUCUACAUCCAGUGUAUCUGUUUUUUCUUCACCUCCUGCGACAAUAGAAAAGAUAGUAUCCCCCCAGGUUGUUAGUAUAUUUUUAUCAUCAUUUUUGAUGCCAGGGUGCACAGUUGGCUCAGCCUUAUCCUCUUCAUUCGAACUUGGCUCUUUAUCUGUUGAAUAUUUCUCAUCUCCAGACUUUGCUGGAGUUUUGAUACCUUCCCCAUCUGUAAAGGUGAGUAAUGGCUUAUCAAAGUCUUCUUGGUUCUCCUCAUCGCCCCUUCCAACUGCAUAAUACUCAGCAUCCAAAUCCUCAUCAAAGUCAUUUUCUAAUGAAGUAACAAGUCUGGUUGUCUCAUCAUCAGAUACAAUUGCAUCCGCUGUUGAGCCAAAUUUGGUUUUCAAGUCUAGAGUCAUUUCUUUUUUCAAAAGUUUAUAGGCAUCAAUCUUAUCCUGUUCAUUUGAGACCUGAGAACUAUUGCUGGUUCUGUUGUUCUCACUUUCUGGCACUUUUACUUGAUCUUGCAGCAUUUCUUCAAAAGCCUCAUAUGAAGGCUGCUCUCCCUGAGCAUGAUGUGCUUGGCUGUUUGUAUGGGGGUGGUGCUUCUGAGCUGUAAACUGUUCCUGAAGAUCCUUUGCCUUUUCUGAGAACACUCUGUCACUUUCUUCUGAGUUGGCUUCUACUGGUUCAGGCUCAGGUUCACUUUCCUUAGCUAAUUCAGGGAUUACUCCCACAUCCUGCGAAGUUUUUUCUACAACUUUCUCAGCAUCUCCAGUUGCAGAAUUGUACAGUUCCAAGAACCCUAAAAGUUCUUCGACAUUAUGAUUAUCAAAAUCAUCGCUUCCUCUAUCAAAACAAACAAAAUUUGUCUCCUGUAAGAAAAAGAAUCAGUGUGUCAUUAAUCAAGUGUCACAAAAGCAAACUCUUAUCCAUGUUAAUGACUGAGAUCAUCCCAAAUUCAGGUUUGGCUCUAAAGGAGCUUUUGUGCCAAUGUUGGGCACCUGUUCAUGGGCAGUGGGUGGACAGGAGGCUGGAACCCACUUUCUUAUCUGAGAAAUACUCCUGGCUUCCUUUCAUUCUCUCUUCCUCGGGGGAGGAAUGAUUCACGUGGUUGGUGAGUUUGCUCAGUCCCAUUCCUAUUUUCUGUUUGGGACCUCCUGGAGAGAAAAGACACAUUCCAUUCCGUUCCUUCAUGCUGUCAGUUUUACAGGGACAGUCCCCCUUGGGGAGACCCCUAGUUGGGUAGCUCUGUUUGUGACUGGGUAAGUCCAUCUUAAUUUAGACUGUAAUGUUAGAAAGCCCAUUAUUUCUGCAUACUCCAAUGACAGUGUUCGCGCCAAGGGCUUGAGACAGUAGCGUGACUAGCCCCAUCUUGGCUGCUGGACCUAUCUGCCCGCUCUCCCUGCUCUCGAGAGUUGUCGAGUUGAGGCAAAAAAUGGCUAAGCCACUGAGGCAAAAACAGAAUGCAGAGUAAGGGCUUGUGGUUUAUGAGGACAUUGUGCUGACUGCUUCAUAUAUCCUUUAGUCUCUGUGUAAGCAAUAGGCUUGCUGCAAUUGAGAUGCCUGAGAGGGGCAAAAGACCCCUGCCCAUAUUUUCUCAGGAGCUAAGCCUCUGUUCAACCUCCUGAUGGAAAACAUAGUUAACAAGCCACCUUAAAGGGCACCAUUGUUUGCUUGCACUGUGUAUCUUUGAAAAACGUAUAUUAACUCUUAAACUGCUUUGUAAGCUAUUAUCACAGGCCCCCUUAAAAAUGCUUUGUGAGCUGUUAUCUGAAGCCCCUGAUAACUAUUUUUACAUGAUUUCUGUUCCCUUUUCUGUUUGCCCCCUUUUUCUGCUGAGCUAAAGUAAAGGUAACAAGAAAAAAGGUAUAAAAGCUGUAACCUACAAAAAUAAAGUGCUGUGUGCUGCUUGACUGCACGCAGACCUCCAGACUCUA
This is a messenger RNA of Callithrix jacchus (white-tufted-ear marmoset), 4771 nucleotides long. The record is from RefSeq and is a predicted model, not a curated record. NCBI's taxonomy places the organism in Eukaryota, Metazoa, Chordata, Mammalia, Primates, Cebidae.